GUUCCCACCUUUCUCAUCGCUGCUUCUGUCUGUCUUCGUUUUCCCCCGAGAAAAGAGAGAGAGAGAGUACACAGGAAAUAAACAAAAAAUAAAAUAAAAUAUUUUCUCUGAUCUUCAGAAAGAGAAAGGGAGUUGUAGGAUUUUGAUUGGGAUGAUGGAGUUGAAACGUACGGUGCCGUACUAUGAUGUCCGUACAGUUGCUGCAGUAGUGGCGGUGUUGCUGCUGAGCUGUUCUUCUGUGGUUCAAGGUGGCGAUAUUGUUCACCAUGAUGAUAAGACUCCAAGGAGACCUGGUUGUGAUAACAACUUUGUUCUGGUAAAAGUCGCGACCUGGAUUAAUGGUAAGGAAGAAAUGGAAUUUGUUGGGAUUGGUGCUCGAUUUGGCCUCACCUUGGAGUCGAAGGAGAAGCGUGCCAAUCAAAUAAGGCUCGCACUUGCUGACCCUCCUGAUUGUUGUAGUGUACCAAGGAAUAAGCUCACUGGUGAGGCAAUAUUGGUGCAUCGGGGCAAUUGCAGCUUCACUACCAAAGCAAAUGUUGCUGAAGCUGCUGGUGCUUCAGCUAUCCUCAUUAUAAACAACCAAACAGAGCUCUUCAAGAUGGUUUGUGAAAAAAACGAAACUGAUCUGGAUAUUGGCAUACCUGCGAUUAUGCUCCCACAAGAUGCUGGUCAAAGCAUGAUAGAAAAUAUAAUCAACAGCUCAGUAGUUUCUGUGCAGCUAUAUUCCCCAAAGCGCCCCGCAGUUGAUGUAGCUGAAGUGUUCUUAUGGCUCAUGGCUGUUGCCACCAUUUUGUGUGCAUCGUUUUGGUCUGCAUGGAGUGCCAGGGAAGCAGCAAUCGAGCACGACAAACUCUUGAAAGAUGGCUCGGAUGAAUACCAUGGUAUCGAAGCAACUCAAUCUAGUGGCAUGGUGGAAAUCAACAUACUUUCAGCAAUCCUUUUUGUUGUCAUUGCGUCCUGCUUCCUGAUUAUGCUUUACAAGCUAAUGUCCUUCUGGUUUAUCGAGGUUUUGGUGGUUCUUUUCUGCAUUGGUGGUGUAGAGGGUCUGCAAACUUGUUUGGUCACCUUGUUAUCAUGUUUCAGAUGGUUUGAGAAUGCUGCAGAGACAUUUGUUAAAGUGCCUUUCCUGGGUGCCAUAUCAUAUCUGACACUAGCGGUCUCUCCUUUCUGCAUAGCAUUUGCUGUUAUAUGGGCUGUUUUCCGACGUGUUUCCUUUGCUUGGAUAGGUCAAGAUAUACUCGGUAUUGCAUUGAUUGUCACUGUUCUCCAGAUUGUGCGAAUUCCCAAUCUCAAGGUCGGAACAGUUCUUCUCGGCUGUGCCUUCUUGUACGACCUGUUUUGGGUGUUUGUUUCCAAAUGGUGGUUCCAUGAGAGUGUGAUGAUAGUGGUUGCUCGUGGUGGUAGAAGUGGAGAAGAUGGCAUUCCCAUGCUGCUUAAAAUCCCACGGAUGUUCGAUCCUUGGGGUGGCUAUAGCAUCAUCGGUUUUGGUGACAUUAUUCUACCGGGGUUACUCGUAGCAUUUUCAUUAAGGUACGAUUGGUUGUCCAAGAAGACCCUUCGAACAGGCUACUUUAUAUGGGCGAUGAUUGCUUAUGGUUUAGGUUUGCUCAUAACAUAUGUGGCCCUCAACUUGAUGGAUGGACAUGGCCAGCCUGCAUUGCUUUACAUAGUUCCUUUCACCUUAGGAACCUUUCUGGCGUUGGGGAAGAAACGAGGCGACCUCAGACAUCUAUGGACCAAAGGAGAUCCAUACAGACCUUGCCCCCAUGUCCAGCUCCAACCUGCUGAAUAAAUAAGUGCUUAGGAGCUAAUUAAGUGUAGCCAACGUGAUUAUAUAGUUCUCAGCCUUUGAGUUAGAGUUGUAGGAUUAUUACGAAGUUCAAGAAUUUUAAGGCUACUGUUCUUAAUCAUGUUCUCUCUCUCUAUAUGUAUAUUUGUAUACAUGGAUGUAUGUUGACAAGAGAGCUGAUAUAUAUAUAUAUAUAUA
Messenger RNA from Ipomoea nil (Japanese morning glory), 1987 nucleotides. Its product is annotated as signal peptide peptidase-like 4. Lineage: Eukaryota; Viridiplantae; Streptophyta; Magnoliopsida; Solanales; Convolvulaceae. Gene Ontology annotation, cellular component: cytoplasmic side of endoplasmic reticulum membrane; Golgi-associated vesicle membrane; lumenal side of endoplasmic reticulum membrane. The record is from RefSeq and is a predicted model, not a curated record. Gene Ontology annotation, molecular function: aspartic endopeptidase activity, intramembrane cleaving. The transcript has 14 exons. Bases 152 to 1792 code for a protein of 546 amino acids. Gene Ontology annotation, biological process: membrane protein proteolysis.